AUGGAGGAGGCGGCGGCGGAGCGCGGCCGGGCCGGCGCUGGGGCGGCGGCGAUGGCGGAGGGCGGCAGCACCGCCGGGGGGGAGGACAACGCCAGCGACAACGACAACGCCAGCGCCCACUGCCGCGCGCGUCCUCAGCGCCGCCGCGUUUCCCCUCCGGAGGGCGGCGGGGCCAAGCCGCUGAGCGCGGCGGAGUACGCGCGACGCGUACAGUGGCUGUGGGACUCGUACUGCGGGUACCUGGGCUGGCAGGGCCCGCCUCCCCUGAUUGCCGCCGCCGCCGCCGCGCAGCCGCCCCCACCCAACGCCAGCGCCGCCGCCUACUACUACAGCCCCUUCUACCUCUUCGCUCCGCCGCCCGCACACGCGGCCCCCGCCGGACGGGGCCCCGCGCCCCGGUGCGGCCGCCCCAGCCUGGCGGGGGCGGCGGGCGCGGUGUCCCUGCCCAGGGCGGGCUCCGGUAGCGCGCGCCGGCACAGCGGAGCGCUGCCCCAGGGACCGGGGCGGCCGGCAGGUCGGGAGUUCCUUAUCCCUUCGUUGGCGCACAGGUUCAUAGCAGAGAUGGUGGAUUUUUUUAUUCUGUUCUUUAUAAAGGCAACCAUCAUUUUAAGUAUUAUGCACCUCAGUGGAAUAAAGGACAUCUCUAAAUUUGCCAUGCAUUACAUCAUAGAGGAAAUAGAUGAAGAUACAUCCAUGGAAGAUUUGCAGAAAAUGAUGAUAGUAGCUCUCAUCUACAGGUUAUUAGUCUGCUUCUAUGAGAUAAUCUGUAUUUGGGGAGCAGGUGGAGCAACCCCAGGGAAAUUCUUGCUUGGACUGCGAGUUGUGACAUGUGACACAUCUGUACUUAUUGCGCCCAGCCGAGUGUUAGUCAUUCCAUCCUCUAAUGUCAGUAUGACAACGUCCACAGUACGAGCUUUGAUCAAGAAUUUUUCUAUUGCAUCAUUUUUUCCUGCAUUUAUUACACUGCUGUUUUUCCAGCACAACAGAACAGCCUAUGAUAUUGUAGCAGGAACUAUUGUGGUCAGAAGAAAUGGAGUCAGAUGAUACCAAAAGAUGAGAUUUCCAGACUGGUUCUGAAGAUCCCCUCCCACCCCCAGAGAAUAAAGACCUACCCCAGAACUGCAAUUGAGGUGUCUAUUGGAAUCUUUUGCCCCAAUUAAAUGGGAAUUGAUUCAGAAGCUAAAGAAAAUGUAUGGCUCCUGUAUGAUGCCAGCAGCUACCUUCAAAAUAUUGGAGUUUUCAUAGAUGCCAAAGAAGUUUGGGAGAGACAAUAUGUAUUAAAUCUGGGAGUAUUAACUUCUGAUUGAUGAGACAGAAAGUGGCUGCUUUAACUGCAGAAAGGAGCUGUUCUGUUCAUCAGUCUGUGGAAAGCCGAUACCUAGAAAUAUUCCACCUUAAAAGAAAUGUUGCUCCUACAGUUUUGGAUGUUGGCAGGUAACUAGAAAAUCAAGUUGUUUUCCAGGCCAUUGCCUGUCAAAGGAUAAAGGAGGAAGAGAACUGCAGUAUUAGACAGCAAGGCAAAUCAUGUUAAUUAAAUUGCCACGUGUGCAGAAAGAGAGAUCAGCAGUGGUUAUCAUGUCUUUUAUAAUUGCUUCACAGAUCAUAUUUCCUCACCUUUUAAGUAUUUUAUCACAAUGUUAAUGUGAAAAGUUUUUUGCAUGACUGUCUCAAGCAUUGUCACUUACUUCAGUUGUCCACGCAAAGGAAGAGGUGAACCAAUAGCUACUUUUUUCCUCCGGGAAGGGUAUGUUACACUGCAGUGUUAGUGAACCGGUGUGUGUAAAUAAUUUUGCAGCCAUGAACAGUACAGAUCAUGCUAAUGAAAGGUAACAUUUUUGCUUCUGUUUGGAGUGAAAGCACUUGUCUAUUUCUUGCAUAUAAUGCAGAGCAAAACAACUGAAUGUGUUCCAGAAGCAUGCAGAAAACAUUAACUGAAAUGUGUUAUGGGUGUAAAUCUGCAGAAGUACAAAUACUGGUUAUUCUCACUUUAUCAUUCUGGCUAAUUGUUUGUAUAUUCAGAAUAACUUAAAUACUGAAUAAAGAAGCCUAAUAUUUUGCAUGACUA
Molecule: messenger RNA, 2065 nt
Organism: Manacus vitellinus (golden-collared manakin)
Lineage: Eukaryota; Metazoa; Chordata; Aves; Passeriformes; Pipridae
Gene: FAM8A1
Product: family with sequence similarity 8 member A1
Source: RefSeq, a predicted model, not a curated record